Penicillium chermesinum is the source of this 618-nucleotide messenger RNA. RefSeq names its product Rab family GTPase YPT7 (gene rab7). The transcript is spliced from 5 exons. Gene Ontology annotation, biological process: regulation of vacuole fusion, non-autophagic. Gene Ontology annotation, molecular function: GTP binding; GTPase activity. NCBI's taxonomy places the organism in Eukaryota, Fungi, Ascomycota, Eurotiomycetes, Eurotiales, Aspergillaceae. Bases 1 to 618 code for a protein of 205 amino acids. Gene Ontology annotation, cellular component: phagocytic vesicle; vacuole; fungal-type vacuole membrane. The record is from RefSeq and is a predicted model, not a curated record.
AUGGCGUCACGGAAGAAGGUCCUCCUCAAGGUCAUCAUCCUUGGUGAUAGCGGUGUCGGCAAAACCAGCUUGAUGAAUCAAUAUGUCAACAAGAAGUUCAGUGGAAGCUAUAAGGCCACUAUCGGGGCCGAUUUCCUCACUAAAGAAGUCCUCGUGGAUGACCGCUUAGUCACUAUGCAGAUCUGGGACACUGCUGGCCAAGAGCGGUUUCAGUCAUUGGGCGUAGCAUUCUAUCGAGGGGCCGACUGUUGUGUUCUCGUUUAUGAUGUUAACAAUUCCAAGAGUUUCGAGGCUUUAGACAGCUGGCGAGACGAGUUUUUGAUCCAAGCUAGCCCGCGGGACCCAGAAAGCUUCCCAUUUGUUGUCAUCGGUAACAAGAUUGACGUGGAGGAGAACAAGCGCAUGAUUUCCUCGAAACGAGCGAUGACCUUCUGCCAUUCCAAAGGCAACAUCCCCUACUUUGAGACCAGUGCGAAGGAGGCACUGAAUGUUGAACAGGCAUUCGAAGUCAUCGCCCGAAGCGCGCUCGCCCAGGAGGAAGCCGAGGAGUUCAGUGGUGAAUUCAGUGACCCCAUCAACAUCCAUCUAGACAACGACCGCGAUGGCUGUGCUUGUUGA